UUCUUCCCCUUUAAAAAAACAACAAAAAAACCCCACUUGUCCUCCCCCCCUCCAGGUGGGUGUUGGCCGCGGCCCCCCCCAACUGUGGGCAACCUCCUGAUUCCGCCCCCCUCCUUUUUCCCCGUUUUCCCUGGGUGCUUUUCUUCCUUCUCCCUCCGGGGCAAAGCAAGGAUGCUGUGAGCAUCCGAGCACAGCCGCCGUCGCCAUGGUAACCUCCUCCCGCCUGCUUCCCAGGCCGUGGUCCAGCCUCGCUCCUUCCCUCCCUCCCGGCUUUGUCCUCUUUCCCCCCCCCCCCCCCGCCUGCUGUUGUCAAGGAAGGAAAUGGCACCCCGGCAGAGGGCAGGCAAGACCAGCAUGAAAAACAUGGAGAGGGAACUGCUGUGUCCGCUUUGCAAAGAGAUGUAUAAGCAGCCCCUGGUUUUGCCGUGCAUGCACAGCGUUUGCCACAUUUGCGCCACCGAAGUCCUGCUCCAGCAGGGUUACAUCUGUCCGGACCCGAACUCGGAGCCCACAUCUCCGGCGUCCACGCCAGUCACGCGGAGUCCACGCUUAGGACGCCGGAUCGUGCCAAAACCGGAGCGCCUGGAUCGGCUCCUGAAAUCAGGUUUUGGCACAUAUCCCGGCCGGAAACGAGGGGGCGUCUUGCACCCCCAGAGCGUCCUCUUUCCGUGCCCGCUGUGCCAGCGAGACGUGGACCUGGGCGAGCGAGGUUUGGCCAGUCUCUUCCGGAACUUGACUCUGGAGCGGGUGGUGGAGCGUUACCGCCACACCAUCAACGUCAACGCGGCCAUCAUGUGCCAGUUCUGCAAGCCGCCGCAGCUGGAGGCCACCAAGGGCUGUACCGAGUGCCGAUCCAGCUUUUGCAACGAGUGCUUCAAACUUUAUCACCCGUGGGGGACGCAGAAAGCCCAGCACGAACCCAUCCCUCCGACUCUCACCUUCCGUCCCAAAGGUCUGAUGUGCCCCGAACACCGGGAAGAGGUGACGCAUUAUUGCAAAACCUGCCAGCGUUUGGUGUGCCAGUUGUGCCGAGUUCGUCGCACGCACACAAGUCAUAAAAUCACACCUGUGCUCAGCGCCUACCAGGCACUCAAGGAAAAGCUGACCAAAAGCAUAGCUUAUAUCCUGAGCAAUCAAGACACAGUUCAGGCUCAAAUCAACGAAUUGGAAGAGACUCUUCGGCUUGCGGAGGUGAACGGCACCCAGGCCAAGGAAGAGGUCAAUCGGCUGAUGAACAAUUUGAGCAGCCUGGUGGACGAGAAGCGAGCCGCUCUGCUUAACGCUAUUGAAAAUUGUCGCCAAGACCGGGUCGCUCGCCUGCAAGGCCAGCUGCAGGAACACCAGGCCAUGCUGGAGAAUUCGGGCAUGGUGGGCUACUCCCAGGAGAUCUUGAAGGAAACGGACCAGCCGUGUUUUGUCCAGGCCGCCAAGCAGCUGCAUCACAGGAUCCUCAGAGCGACCGAUUCCCUCCAGGCGUUCCGGCCAGCGGCCAGCGCCUCCUUCAGCCAAUUCCAGGUGGACGUGAGCCGAGAAAUAAAGCUGCUUACAGACCUCAUUUUUAUUAAAGCACCGGAGGCUCCUGUGAUUGACACGCAGCGGACCUAUGCCUAUGACCAGAUUUUCCUCUGCUGGCGCCUGCCGCAGCACUCUCCAGCCGCCUGGCACUACACGGUGGAGUUCCGGCGGGCCGAGCCCAAGGGCAAGGCGCUCAAACUGUGGCAGCGACGGGAAGAAGUGCGAGGCACGAGCGCCAUUGUGGAGUACGUGGACACCGAUAGCGUUUACGUGCUGCGCGUCCGAGGAUACAACAAAGCUGGCUUUGGAGACUACAGCGAGGAUAUCUACUUGCGUACGCCUCCUGCACCUGUGUUGAAUUUCUUUCUGGACAAUCGGUGGGGCUUCAACCGAGAGCGCUUGGCCAUCAGCAAGGACCAGCGAGCGGUCCGCAGUGUCCCUGGUCUUCCCAUGCUGUUUGCCGCCGAGCGUUUGAUGACCAGCUGCCACCUUUCCGUGGACCUGGUGAUCGGCGACGUGGCGGUCACCCAAGGACGCAGCUACUGGGCCUGUUGCGUGGAUCCCAGCUCCUAUCUGGUCAAGGUGGGCGUGGGGCUGGAGAGCAAGCUGCAGGAAUGGUUCCAGGUGCCCCAAGACGUGGUGAGCCCCAGGUACGACCCGGAUAGCGGCCACGACAGCGGGGCUGAAGACACCACGCUGGAGUCCUCUCCGCCCUUCGCCUUCCUGACCAUCGGCAUGGGCAAGAUCCUCCUCUCCCACGGGGUGUCUCUGACCUCGCGGGAUCCCGGCAACUCCACCGUGCCGUUGCCUCCUCGCGUCGGCAUCUGUCUCGACUACGAGCACAGCAAAGUGGCGUUCUUCGACGCCGUCUCCUUCCGCAGCCUUUGGGAGUGUGGGGUAGACUGCUCGGGUCCUGUCUGCCCAGCCUUCUGCUUCAUCGGGGGCGGUGCCUUGCACCUUCAAGAGCUGGUGGUCAACCGUCAGGAACGGAAAGUCACCAUCAGCGGCUUCUCCAAGCUGGACUGAGCUUGCCGUUGGCCGAUUCUGAGCAUGUUCGGGGAGAGGAUCAACCAGCAGAAGAGCCUUGAGGGAGGGGUGGUUCAGAAGGGUGGUCCAGAUAGCCUCUCCAACCCCUGCUUGCGGGGGGAAAAAAAUGGAAAAAAUAUCUCUAGCGAUAGAGCAGAGAGGGUUUCGGGGAUAGGCACAGGGCAGAGCAUCUGUUGAGCAAUGCUGCCCUCUAGUGGAUAGGCAAACUUCCAACAGAUAAAAGAGUCUUUCAUUCUGAUGGUGGGGGUGCCCUUUUCCCAGCCAGCACCCCCUUUAAAAAAAAAAACCCACCCGAGCUGUGGGGACUGACAGCAGCUUCCACCCCACAGCUACCCCACAGAGGGAUUUUUUAAAAAUAUUAAAAUAUCCAUCUCUUUGUUUUCUUCUUAUCUUCUUCAGUAUACCCCCUAAAUAUCCGGGGGAAAUCCAGAUUUCCCCCCGUCCUCCUUUUGCCCCUGUCCGGGGCAGGAAUCUCAGUUGAGAAAAGACAAAUAUGACACCCCCCCACCCCCAAAUUCUUGUUUGGAGCAUGGCUGAGUUUGGAAUAGCCUCUUUCCUCCUUUUGGUGUUGAAAAAGAUAAAAAAAGAUUGUAAAAGGCCAUCCUGAGCCCUCGUCUCUGGACCUCUGUCUCUUGACCCGUAGGAGAGUCGGUCCACUGUACUUCUGAUGUAGUCAUAAUUUUAAAUUAAUCUCUCUCUCUCUCUCUUUUCUUUUUUAAAGUCCCUCGUCACGCUCCUCAAAUUCACCGCUUCUGUGUGAAUCGCUCCCUAACUCAUUUCCUAAUUUUGGCAACUUCCCAUUUUGCUUUUUAGGCAGUUCAAGUGGGAGAUUCUGACAUGUUAUUAGAAUUGGGGUUUUUUUUUUAAUAGAACCGGGUCAAAAUAUACAGAUAGUCCUCGACUUAACGGCUGCAAUGGAGCCCCAAAGUGUCCCCCGGGAUUAUGUGAUAAAAAUUUGGGUGCCUGCAUUUACAGUGGUUGCGGGUCCCCGGGAUCGUGUGAUCCCUAUCGGCGACCUUCCCAAGUGGCUUCCAAUAACCCAGAUCCAUGGGGGAAUCUGGUUUCGCUUAAGGACAACACUGACUCGCUUAACGACCCAGCCCCCCCCCCAAAAGAUACGACUCAUAACAACCAUGAUUCUGGUUGCAAUUGUGGCUGUAAAUCAAGGACUAUCUGUUAUUUGACAUUGAUCGAUCCUUCCCAAUUCCUAAGCAGCCUGAAUGAAAGUUCAACAGGUGCAGAGCAGGUAAUGGCUUAAACACACAAGGUGGUGAUUUGAUUGUGUUUCUGAAAAAGGGGCUGUUUUGUAAGUGUCGAGGUGUUUGUGAAAAUAUGGUGCCUGGUAGAAUAUAUCCCUUACAACUCUCCCCCCCCCCUCUUUUACCCUGUUUUCAACAAACUUCUUUCUUGGGCCCGGAUUUUUAUUUGCUUUUUUUGUCUCGGUUCUUCCCAGCAUGUGACGAGAGCAAUGCUGGAUUGUGUGUCAGUGUUAUGGUCACGAAAAGAAAGGGGGGGGGUUUAAGGAAAUAAACACUUUAAAAGGGCAAAUUUUAGGGGGCUUGGCGGCAGUCCGUGAAAUCGCCCGCGAUCGUUCUCAGACCCUGAGGCAGCUUUUAGCAAGGAAACUGGGCAAAACAGCCUCCUCUCCAAGCAUGGCUUGUGAGUUGUGAGUUCGAAAUCCAACAACACAAUGACAAACCCCUCUAGGUUGGCUCAGUAGAGCCUUCACCAAAUUGGGCUGGGUGGAUUAUCUCUCCAUCCUCCCCCCAGCCCCAAUGUUUCUUUUAAUUUAUUUUAAUCAGCCCCCUUCUGCACUUUGGAGUCCACCCUGAGGACUAGAAUCUUGCUUUUCAAGGAGAGAAACCACACCAUCACGAAGAGCUGGCUCGCAACUCUUGUGCAGUCCCUGACUUAGGUUGGAAACGGACCUAGGGGAUGGGCAGAGAGUCUGAUGGGGUAGGAGCCUUGCGACAUUCCCCCUCCUUUUUCCAUGUCUUUGGCCAGAUUGUUAACUUAAAAAAUAAAUGAAUGAAUAAAGUUUUAAACUGUUGGGCUUUGA
Molecule: messenger RNA, 4621 nt
Organism: Crotalus tigris (Tiger rattlesnake)
Lineage: Eukaryota; Metazoa; Chordata; Lepidosauria; Squamata; Viperidae
Gene: TRIM46
Product: tripartite motif containing 46
Exons: 10
Coding region: 322-2541 (739 amino acids)
Molecular function (GO): protein binding; zinc ion binding
Source: RefSeq, a predicted model, not a curated record